Cavia porcellus (domestic guinea pig) is the source of this 2671-nucleotide messenger RNA. RefSeq names its product testis specific serine kinase 3 (gene Tssk3). Gene Ontology annotation, biological process: protein phosphorylation; intracellular signal transduction. Gene Ontology annotation, molecular function: ATP binding; protein serine/threonine kinase activity. The transcript is spliced from 2 exons. Gene Ontology annotation, cellular component: cytoplasm. The record is from RefSeq and is a predicted model, not a curated record. The coding region runs from base 41 to 847 and encodes 268 amino acids. Lineage: Eukaryota; Metazoa; Chordata; Mammalia; Rodentia; Caviidae.
GGUGAUAGGAAGGAAGGAAGGAAGGCGGCGCCAAGACAGCAUGGAAGACUUCCUGCUCUCCAAUGGGUACCAGCUGGGCAAGACCAUUGGGGAAGGGACCUACUCAAAAGUCAAAGAAGCAUUUUCCAAAAAACACCAAAGAAAAGUGGCAAUUAAAAUUAUAGACAAGAUAAGAGGGCCAGAAGAGUUUAUCCAGAGAUUCCUGCCUCGGGAGCUCCAGAUCGUGCAGACCCUUGACCACAAAAACAUCAUCCAGGUGUAUGAGAUGCUGGAGUCCACUGAUGGGAAAAUCUACCUGGUGAUGGAGUUGGCCGAAGGCGGGGAUGUCUUUGACUGUGUGUUGAACGGGGGGCCAAUGCCUGAAAGCCAGGUCAAGGCCCUCUUCCGCCAGAUGGUUGAGGCCAUCCGAUACUGCCAUGGCUGUGGUGUGGCCCACCGUGACCUCAAAUGUGAGAAUGCCUUGUUGCAGGGCUUCAACCUGAAGCUGACUGACUUUGGCUUUGCCAAGAUGUUACCCAAGUCACGCCGGGAGCUGAGCCAGACCUUUUGUGGGAGCACGGCCUAUGCGGCCCCUGAGGUGCUGCAGGGUAUUCCCCAUGACAGCAAGAAGGGUGACAUCUGGAGCAUGGGCGUGGUCCUAUAUGUCAUGCUCUGUGCCAGCUUACCUUUUGAUGACACAGACAUCCCCAAGAUGCUCUGGCAGCAGCAGAAGGGGGUGUCCUUCCCUCCUUAUCUGGACAUCUCAUCUGAAUGCCAGGACCUGCUCAAGCGGCUCCUGGAAACAGACAUGACCCUCCGGCCUUCGAUUGAAGAAGUUAGUAGGCACCCAUGGCUAGCAAGCACAUGAUAAACACAAUGGCAAGUCCUCCCCAAUAAAGUAGGGGGAGAAAGCAAACCCAAAAUCCGCUUCUAAAAUGGUGCUAUAUAUUUUAAUGUUUACUUAUCCUAAAGCUUACCUACACCUUCCCCAGAUUCACUAUUCUUUCCCUCUAAAGAUCUUCAUGGAACCAAGGGUCUCAUUUAGACUUUUUAUUAUCAAUGGCACAUGAUUUUCAUACUGGUGUUUAAAGCUAAUUAGACCCCAGAAUCAUCCGUACAGGGGGAGGAGAGGAGAAAAAUGACCAAGAGCAAUUGGAACCACUAUUGCUGCAACUUCCUUUCCAAAUAAAAGCAGAAGCGUUGGGAAUGCAGAAACAGCCUGACUCCUUGUCUCUGCGAAAGGUCUGCUGGGGCCCUAUCCCUCCUCAUCCCAGAAGCUGAGCUGAGUCUGAGAUGAGGACAGGGUUUCCUCAGGGCCCCAGCUGUGGCCUGCUUCAAACGGGAAGCUGCCCCUGCAGCGGCACAGAAACAGACCCCAGACACCUUCUGGCUUCUGUUGAAUCUCUUUAAUGUUAACGCCAAGUCUGCAAAAGGUUCAGGACAAAGUUGUUUUUUCUCUCCUUUUUAAUUACAAAACUAACAGCUGUUAGAAUCUUUUUUUCCCUCCUAUUUUCUUUUCUGGGCUACAAAAUACUCUGGGAAGAUGCAUAAUUUAAAAUAUAUAAUAUUGCACAAACAACCAAAAGGUUAAUUAAACUAAAGAAAUAAUUACAAAGAGGAAAACCCCCAUCCCACCAGAAAGAGAUUCAGCAUUCUUUCCAUCCCACCCCUCACUAAAGGUCUCAACUACAAGUGCCCACCACUCAGCGACCUGCCUAUCCCUCUGUCACUGUGGACACAGCUGCUAUAUACAGGAAUCGCCAGAGUAGAACUGUGAAGCACCAGGGUCUCCAGGAAUUUCUGCAACCCUCACUGCUCCAAAAGGUGCAGCUUCACCAGAGAGGAGGGUGAGAGCCACAGGCUGGCUCUGUUUCUAGGGAGGGAGCUUUGCAGGAGCCCACCGAGGCCCAGGGCAUUUUCCCAGCAUAUCCUCUUGGAAGCUGAGGGCGGAGGCAGAGCAGCUGACCUUACCAGGCUGUAAGUACUUGCCUUUGCUCACUGCUCUGUACUGCUGGGAGCUGCCUUGUGCCCUAAGCUACAGGGAAGCCGAUGUGGGUAGCUGCUUGGACCAGGUAUUCUGCCAGGCAAUGCACAAAAGGGCCUGAAGUGGCCCUCUCCUCUCUUGUGGAGGGAAAGGACUGCCAGGGUGGACCCUUGCGGUGGCACAGCUGGGCUAAGGACUUGGGUGCAUCUGACAUGAAGCAGCCCUGGAAAUAAUGGGGACAUUCCCAUGUGGGCUGAAGAGAAGGAGGUGAGUUACGGUUUGGUCUCUAGAUUCCGAACCCUAAGGAGCCUUUCCAGGUGUGAAAAAUGCUAAACAGGGAGGUUUCCAAAAGAGGCAAAUUUCCCAGAAAUGAGUGCUCCUUAUACACGAGUAGGAACCAUAUCAUGUUUGCCAAUCCUGUUUAGCCAUGGGCAGGCAUCCUUGCCUGCUUAUGAGUGGACAGAGUGUACUGCCUCUGCUGCCUUGAAGAAACUAGUGGUUAAGCUUCUGUCUACGCACAGAAGGGCCAGAGCUGUCCCUGGGGCUUGCAGCAGGAGUCCCCAGGAGCAGUGGGUUUUCAGCAGAGAAAUGUAGGCUCUCGGUGAGGGUGUAGGUUAUCUUCCCCUUAGAUCAUCCUAAGGUUGGCACAAGUCAGUUGUGGGCUUGGAUUUAAAGAUUCCCUUCCCAAGCAUGAGCAGAGGCCCAAAG